UUCUUUAAUUCCAGGCUGCCCUUUUACUACGAGCUGAAGAUGGCCUUUGUGCUCUGGCUGCUCUCUCCUUACACCCGCGGUGCCGGGUUGCUGUACCGCAGCUUUGUGCACCCCACGCUGUCCCGAAAUGAGAAGGAGAUCGAUCUGUGCAUCGUCCGAGUGCGGGAGCAGAGCUAUGAGACCAUGCUGCGCUUCGGCAGGAGGGGGCUGAACAUGGCAGCCACGGCUGCAGUGCAGGCAGCUGCCAAGGUGGGGGCACGGAGCUGCCCCCCCCCCAAUUUAGGGUCCCUCAUGGUUACAUUGGGUGCCCCCCCUCCA
Messenger RNA from Phasianus colchicus (ring-necked pheasant), 318 nucleotides. The record is from RefSeq and is a predicted model, not a curated record. NCBI's taxonomy places the organism in Eukaryota, Metazoa, Chordata, Aves, Galliformes, Phasianidae.